GUGAUGGAGGACCAGUGGGACCUCGAGGACAGUCUCUUUUUUUCCAAAGACACUAUUUAUUGAUAACACUUGGAAGCAUUUGAACAACUAAGCUUUUUUUUUUUGUCACAAGAAACAAAAAUGAGUUUAUCACCAAAGAAGUAGCCUGGUAAUGUAACUAUUGUAAUAAGCUGAAAACCGGUAUCAUCUGGCAAAAUAAAUAAGACUCAUCAUGUCCUUUGGAGCCCAUCCCCGAAAGGCCAACAAAAAGAAUUUGCCACUGGAAACUCUAAUGCCACAAGUUCCACGUAGCAAUUACUUGCAGUUUCAGGAAGAAAAGCAAAGACUACAACUAAAGAAAUUCCUUCUUCAUAGGAUGUUCCUAGUGGCCAGGAUAACAGCAAACAUAGAAAAAAAAGAUAUUGCUGACUACUACGAACAAUUGUUUCAGUCAAUUUUGAAACGUCACAUAGGAGAAGCAGUGACAGGAUUAUUGCUCAUAUAUCCUACGUCCAUUCUGCAUAUCCUGGAGUCCUCCAGUGGUACUUUUUACCAAAUUCUUUUAGAUUACCUGAGCCAUAAAAAGGAUGAAAUGGAAUUUUUUAUCCAAGGAAUGAAGAUUAUAGUCAUGUCCCACAAUAUCCCAACAAGGCUAUUUAUGCAGUGGCAUGUUUCAGUAGUAAAAGCACCAGUCAUGUAUCUAGAUGAUGUGACACAGACACAGUCCCUACAAGAGGUCAUGACAGAAUUUCUCAUCCAAACACACAAACUAGCACUUCACCUUUUUAAGACUGUGAAAUUGAGCCCUAAAGGACCAGGCGACAAUUUGCACCAAGCUGCACCUGAAUUACUCCUCCCAGAACAAAUAAUAAAGUACUUGUGCAACUCUGCAGAAUUAAUGGACCCAGAAGGUUUUAUAAACAUGUACAAUAAACCCAUACAUGUCACAUUGGAUUCUGAGGUGGUAUGGCCCGCUCCUUCCCAUUUCUAG
This is a messenger RNA of Cervus elaphus (red deer), 970 nucleotides long. RefSeq names its product testis expressed 47 (gene TEX47). The coding region runs from base 212 to 970 and encodes 252 amino acids. The record is from RefSeq and is a predicted model, not a curated record. Lineage: Eukaryota; Metazoa; Chordata; Mammalia; Artiodactyla; Cervidae. The transcript is spliced from 2 exons.